Caenorhabditis remanei is the source of this 1293-nucleotide messenger RNA. RefSeq lists its product as uncharacterized. Lineage: Eukaryota; Metazoa; Nematoda; Chromadorea; Rhabditida; Rhabditidae. Gene Ontology annotation, molecular function: protein serine/threonine kinase activity; ATP binding. The transcript has 5 exons. Gene Ontology annotation, biological process: peptidyl-threonine phosphorylation; peptidyl-serine phosphorylation. The coding region runs from base 1 to 1293 and encodes 430 amino acids. The record is from RefSeq and is a predicted model, not a curated record. Gene Ontology annotation, cellular component: nucleus.
AUGGUUGAUUGGGAUCUUGUCGCUGAUUGGGGUGAAUGGGGUUGCGGUGAAAACCCCUUACAUUUAGUUACUCCUGGAUUCUACGAGAAAAUGACAGAAGCUCGAAAGAUAAACUUCUGCGUGGACCAAACUGUCUACCCAAAUCAACGUCGGGGACUUGAUCCUGCUACGACCCUCAAUAUUUAUGAAGGGUUGCUAACGCCAUCUGAGAUUGAUGAGAUUAAGGAGUGUGAAAAAAUCUAUUUUGUGGCUCCUGCAUCGUUUUUAAAAGAAUACAGAACGUUUUUGAGGAAUACUCGGUGCCUCGUCUACCGUGGAGGCUACGCUAUGUAUAAAGGAGAUCAUAUCAGUUAUCGAUACGAAAUUAAAAAAGUCCUUUGCAUAGGAAAAUCGGGAUGGGUUGCUGCGGUACUUGACCAUAAAACCAAACAGGAUGUAGCUCUCAAAUUGACCCAUCAUAAUGCUGCCAGUAGAUAUUCUGAAUGGAAAACACUGCAGGCAAUUGAGCAUUUUGAUCGGACACGUGUGUCGAACUGUGUUCGACUGCUUGAUUACAAUCAUUUCCGAGGUUUCAACUACAUCGUUAUGAAUCUCUUUGACACUGAUCUCAAGAAUUACAUGUUUGAGAAAUAUCCUCAUGGAAUGCCACUUGAUAAAAUUGCAAAAACAGGAAGAUCCAUUCUCAUUGCUCUCGAUUUCCUUGCUAAGAAAGGGAUCGUUCAUUGUGAUGUCUGCCCAAGCAACAUUUUGCUCAAUCUCGCCAAUCCCGAAGCCGUGAAACUUGGAGGUUUUGGUGUGGCGAGAACUGUCAAACCGUAUUUUAUUAUCACUCAUUGCCAAACUGCUUACUAUCGCGCGCCGGAAGUAUUCGUUCAAGGAAUUCAAACUCCUGCAAUUGAUAUGUGGUCUUUUGGAUGCGUGAUGGCUGAACUGGUCACAAACGAAUGUUUCUUUCACGGAGAGUCUACUGAAGAUCAAUUUUUUGCAAUUGAAGAAAAGCUCGGUGUCCCAACAAGAGAGUUCAUGAGAGCCCACAAGACCAGAAAGUAUUUCCGCUCAACUCAGGGCCGAGAGCCAAUCCAUGUUAUUCAACGCUAUGGAAAAGAUGUUGUUGAUAUCACUGCUUUCAAAAUACCGAACAGACGAAAGCUCCCUGGAGCCACACCACUCUGGUCGUUUUUCAAAAAGCCAGAAGAAAAAAAUCUCAAAAACUUCCUUAUGCAGGUCUUCAGAUGGGCUCCGAAAAGAAGAAUCACCCCACAAAAUGCUUUGAAGCAUAAAUUUUUCAAAUAG